This is a messenger RNA of Telopea speciosissima, 1019 nucleotides long. RefSeq names its product endonuclease 1-like. Gene Ontology annotation, biological process: DNA catabolic process. Bases 79 to 927 code for a protein of 282 amino acids. NCBI's taxonomy places the organism in Eukaryota, Viridiplantae, Streptophyta, Magnoliopsida, Proteales, Proteaceae. The transcript has 9 exons. Gene Ontology annotation, molecular function: endonuclease activity; nucleic acid binding. The record is from RefSeq and is a predicted model, not a curated record.
CUCUUUCUUGUUUUGUCUUUUGGGUUUCUUUUCUUCUCGGCACCCGGAGCCCAGGGAUGGAGCAAAGAGGGUCAUAUCAUGACGUGCCGCAUCGCACAGUCUCUUCUAGAUCCGGCAGCAUCAGAAGUUGUUCGUCAUUUACUACCUGAAAAUGUAGAUGGAGACUUGUCGUCCUUAUGUGUAUGGCCGGACCAAAUCCGGCACUGGUACAAAUACCGGUGGUCUAGCCCCCUUCACUUCAUUGACACUCCUGAUGAAGCUUGCUCCUUUGAUUAUUCCAGGGAUUGUCACGAUCCAAAAGGAGUGAAGGACAUGUGUGUUGCUGGUGCUGUUCAGAAUUUCACAACUCAACUAGAGCACUACAAAGAAGGAUCAUCUGACCGUCGCCGUAAGGAAGCCGACUCUUAUAAUAUGACUGAAGCCUUGCUUUUCUUGUCACACUUCAUGGGGGAUAUCCAUCAGCCGAUGCAUGUUGGAUUCACAAGUGAUGAAGGUGGGAACACCAUUGAAUUGCGUUGGUUCAGGCACAAGUCUAACCUUCACCAUGUCUGGGACAGAGAGAUCAUUCUUACAGCUGAAAAGGAAUUAUAUAACAAUGAUAUCGACCUCUUCCAAAAGGACAUACAGAGCAACUUCACCCAUGGAAUCUGGUCAGAUGACCUUUCAUCUUGGACAAACUGUGAUGAUCUCUCUGCUUGUCCAACCAAGUGGGCUGCAGAGAGCAUAGACUUGGCAUGCAAAUGGGGUUACAAGGGUAUUACGGCUGGUGAAACUUUAUCUGAUGAGUAUUUCAAUUCAAGAUUUCCGAUUGUUGCGAAACGAAUAGCACAGGGUGGAGUGAGGUUAUCCAUGAUUUUGAACCGGGUGUUUGGGCACCAGCCAAACCACCACCACCACCAUACUCAUGAAAUGCUGGCAACAACUUGAGCUUCGCCAAUCUCAUCAGAUUUCCUUCUGCAAUCUAUUCUUCUAAUUAUCUUAGUGUGCCAUGUGGCAAAUGUUAUAGGGCUGACCUGUAU